AAUAUAUUUAUAUAGCUCUAAUGAGACUAGAUCAAAACUAGAUUACGGAAGCACUGUAUACGGGUCAGCAACAAAAUCAGUGCUAGCAGAUCUGGGUAGAGAGCUGGCCCAGGCUUUAAGAGUGUGUUUAGGAGCAGUAAGAACUUCCCCAGGAUGUCCAAGGACCUGCAAACAGAUGCAACAGGGCCUGGUUCCACAGUGCCUAGUUCCCGAGUAGAGUACAGCAAAACAACACCUGACUGUUUACAUAUUUAUACUGUUGAACUAUUUGCAUUACUAAUGUUAUUAGAGUGGAGUGAACAAACUAGGUGCAUCAACAUAUUAAUAUGUAGUGAUUGUGUAUCUGCCCUUACAAGCAUAAAGUCAGGCGCAGCUACACAGCUAGACGCCACCAGGAUCUGCUUUAUGAAAUUCUGUCUAUUUAUUCAAGAUUAAUCAUACAAGGGGAAAAUAUCACAUUCAUGUGGGUCCCAGCACACUCAGGUAUUCAAGGAAAAUGAGAUGGCAGAGAAACUGGCAAAAGAAGCGGUCAAAAAAGGAAAUGUUGAAAUCAGUAUUAAGUUAUCAAAAUCAGAAGGGAAAAGCAUAGUCUGGAUGAAAGUAAAUCAACAACGGAAACAACAGUGGGAUAAUGACAUUUACAGGGAGACAUUUUCAGGGAGACAUCCUCCAGCAAGGGAGGAAACGUUUGUUCAACAGUUUUAAGAAAGACGAAUGGAAAGGCGACUCUAAAAUAAACGGACUUUAAUUCAGGACUGAAGGUGGCAGUAUUGCAACAAUUUGGAUGCCAGCUGUCGUAAAACCCAAAAGAAGAAUAAGAAGGAGAAUAAGAAGGAGAAGAAGAAGAAGAGGAGGCGGAAGUCAGUCCUAAAGGGAGGGUUAUGGCGGCUCUCAGGGUGGUUGUCUUGUCCGGCUGCGGUAGGACCUUCUUAAAUGCACCAAAAACGGUGCCCAUGCCUCGGGUCAACAUGUCCUUUGCCAGUUUGCCAAGGGGGAGAAGGGUGGCCCUGACCACACUGGGAGUAUUAACUACAGGAGGGGCAGGACUGGCUCUGGUGCUCCAUCAGUCAGUCAGGGCGUCAGAAUUGGAGCUGCAUCCUCCCAAUUACCCCUGGAGCCAUAAUGGCUUACUGUCUGCUCUCGACCACGCCAGUAUCCGUCGUGGGUAUCAAGUCUACAAGCAGGUGUGUUCAGCGUGCCACAGUAUGGAGUAUCUGGCCUUCCGUAAUUUGGUGGGAGUCUCGCACACAGAGGAAGAAGCAAAAGCGUUAGCUGAGGAGAUUGAAGUUCUGGAUGGACCUGAUGAGACGGGAGAAAUGUUCACCCGGCCUGGUAAACUUUCUGAUUACUUCCCCAAGCCAUACUCCAGUCCGGAAGCUGCCCGUGCUGCCAACAACGGAGCUCUGCCCCCUGACCUCAGCUAUAUUGUCAAUGCCAGGCAUGGCGGUGAAGACUACAUCUUCUCUCUCCUAACUGGUUACUGUGAGCCUCCGGCAGGUGUGUCUAUAAGAGAAGAGCUUCACUACAACCCCUACUUCCCUGGCCAGGCGAUUGGAAUGGCUCCACCUAUUUAUAAUGAGGUGCUUGAAUAUGACGAUGGAACAUCAGCCACAAUGAGUCAGGUGGCUAAAGAUGUGUGUACUUUCCUGAGAUGGGCUGCUGAGCCAGAGCACGACCAGCGCAAGCGCAUGGGACUAAAGUUGCUAAUCGGUUCAGCUAUCCUAGCCCCACUUGUCUACUACUUGAAGAGACACAAAUGGUCUGUGCUGAAGAGCAGAAAGAUUGCCUAUAGGCCUCCCAAAUAAAGCUGGUCAGCAGCCUCCAGCUCCUGUAAUUACAGUUGAUAAAUCCAGAUUCACAAUUGUCAGACUUUUCAACAUGCACAAGUUGUCCUAAUCUGUUGCCUGUUUUAUUUCCUGCUGACCUACGAAAUGGGCACCAACUACAGCCGCAUGUUCUUUUACUGUAUAAAUAUAAAUAUUAUCUAAACAAAACAUGCAUGUUUGAGGUUACUCUUGCUUUUUGUUAUUUUAUUUAUCCCUUUUUUUUUUUUUUUUUUUAGUUUGUAAGAUCUUACAAGACUCAAAAAACGGAAACCAUCCUCUUCUGGAAAGACACUGGAUAUUGGGAGUAUAAAUCCAAUCAAAUAGAGAAAAGCCAAACAGUAUUAAAUGUCUUGAAAAGUUCAAUGAUCAAUAUGAAAUUGAAAUAUGAAUAUGAAACUGAUUUUUGUGAAGUGUUUAAGAUAUCUGUGUGAGAUUAUCCACAGCUACAGGAAGUGAGUGACUGGGGUUACAAGCUCCAGAUGAAGAAGCAGGAUGAACAGACUGGGGCAUCCAAAUUAACCUCUCGGGUCUGGUCAGGUUCAGGCAUUACAUCAGACAGCAGCUGUGCAUGUACAGCUUGAAAGACAGAGGGGACAGAUGUUAUUAUUCUUAUCAUACAUUUAUACAUUUGCUUAAAUAGUGCAUAUUGUGAUAAGUGCACGCUUGGACUAGCUUUAACAGCAUAACUAAAUGCUGUUGCAGAAAAAAAAAAAAAAUCUAAAUGUAGUUAAUUAUGAGCUAAAACCAGUGGUUUAAUACAGCUUAAUAUGACCUACUCAACAAGUUCAAGAAGGUCUAGAAAUGUUGGUCUGAAAAUGUGAACGCUACUGUGUAGUAUCAUGUCAAUAUCUAAGUGACCUUUUGGUUUUAUAUGAUCCGCCACGCCUACUUAGAUCAAAAGAUGCAGGCUAUUUGACGGCACCUCGAAUAGUGAAGGCUACAGCAGGGGGAAGAGCUUUCUCUUAUAGAGCCCCACAGUUAUGGAACAGUCUUCCAGUUAGUGUUCGGGACUCAGACACAGUCUCAGUGUUUAAGUCUAGGCUUAAAACGUAUUUGUUUACUCAAGCCUACCCUGACUAGAUUCUGUUCUACUACUUCGCAGUCAUAAUAAUCUUUUCUCUCCCUGUCUCCUUUCGCCGAGCCCCACACGAUUUUAUGGAGAUACUAGAGAUCCAGAUCCUUUCUGCCUCUGGAUGGAGCUCAAAUCUUCUCUAAUUCCAGACUGCUGGGACUACGGCUGCUCCUAAGGCCAUACAGAGUUCAUAUAAAUCCAUAAUGAACUUUUUCACACUAUCUGUUACCCAGAUGAGGAUGGGUUCCCUUCUGAGUCGGGUUCCUCUCAAGGUUUCUUCCUCUUAAAACAUCUUAGGGAGUUUUUCCUUGCCACCAUCGCCACUCAGUGGCUUUCUCAGUUGGGAUAAAUUCACACCUUUAAUAUCUGUAUACUGUGUUGAUAUUUCUGUAAAGCUGCUUUGAGACAAUGUCUAUUGUAAAAAGCGCUAUACAAAUAAAAUUGAAUUGAAUUGAAUUGAAUGUCAUGUCAUGUUAUUGCAUCAUCGGACUAUGAUAAAAUAAUCUUAAUAAUCAGAUAACCAUAAAAAUAAUGCAGCAUCAAAACAUACCAGUUUACCAAAGCUCUUUAUUCAACUGGCACUUUCAACAAUGGACACGGUCACAAAACA
This is a messenger RNA of Ictalurus furcatus (blue catfish), 3508 nucleotides long. RefSeq names its product cytochrome c1, heme protein, mitochondrial (gene cyc1). Gene Ontology annotation, molecular function: heme binding; electron transfer activity. The record is from RefSeq and is a predicted model, not a curated record. Bases 882 to 1805 code for a protein of 307 amino acids. The transcript is spliced from 7 exons. Gene Ontology annotation, biological process: mitochondrial electron transport, ubiquinol to cytochrome c. NCBI's taxonomy places the organism in Eukaryota, Metazoa, Chordata, Actinopteri, Siluriformes, Ictaluridae.